Panicum virgatum (switchgrass) is the source of this 1302-nucleotide messenger RNA. RefSeq names its product LRR receptor-like serine/threonine-protein kinase EFR. Gene Ontology annotation, molecular function: protein binding. The transcript has a single exon. Lineage: Eukaryota; Viridiplantae; Streptophyta; Magnoliopsida; Poales; Poaceae. The record is from RefSeq and is a predicted model, not a curated record. The coding region runs from base 1 to 1302 and encodes 433 amino acids.
AUGAUGCGGGUUCGCACGGCCAUCCUCCUCCUCCUGCUGCACCUUGCUGUCCUCUGCCUGCUCGAGUCGACGUCAUCGAUGCCGGACGGGCAGCAGGCUGCGGCCGCGCGGCAUCGGCGGCGGCAGGUGCUGUUGCGGGAGAAGGCCACCCUGCUGGCCCUGAAGCGGGCGCUCACGCUGCCGCCGGCGGCCUUGCUGGACUGGAACGAGUCCAACGGCCACGUCUGCGGCUUCACCGGCGUCACCUGCCACUGGCGGCGGGAGCACGUCGUGGGGCUCGCGCUCCCCAACAACAUGAGGAUCUCCGGCGCCAUCCCGCCGGUCGUCGGUGAGCUCUCGCGCCUCCGGAGCCUCGACCUGUCGAACAACAGCAUCUCCGGCGCCAUCCCGUCAGCCCUCGGCAACCUCUCGCGUCUCCGGAACCUCAACCUGUCCGUCAACAGCAUCUCCGGCGCCAUUCCUCCGUCCAUCACCAACCUGACGCGCCUCCAGAACCUCAUCGUGUACAAGAAUGUCCUCUCCGGCGACAUCCCCCCGUCCAUCGGCAACCUCACCAGGCUCUACGAGCUCGACAUGUGGAGCAACAACCUCACGGGGCGGAUCCCAGCCGAGCUCUCCAACCUCCGCGGCCUUGGCGUGCUUCAGCUCGACAACAACCAGCUAGGCGGUGCCAUACCACCGUCCCUCGCCAUGCUGGCGGGUAUGUUCUACCUCAGCCUCAAGCACAACGACCUGUCCGGCCCCAUCCCAGCAGCUAUCUUCGUCAACUGCACGGUUCUGGGAGUCAUCGACCUCGGCAACAACAAUCUCUCCGGCGAGAUCCCCAGCGCCGCGUCGGGCACCCUAGCCUACUCGUUCGCCGUCCUCAAUCUCUACUUCAACAGGUUGACGGGGAAGCUCCCGCGCUGGCUCGCCAACUGCACGGAUCUGAUGGUGCUAGACGUGGAGAACAACCGACUUGAUGAUGAGCUCCCCACCAGCAUCAUCUCGGGCAAGAAAUACCUCAUGUACCUGCAUUUGUCCAACAACAAUUUCUGGAGCCAUGACAACAACAGCAACCUGGAGCCAUUCUUCGCCGCGAUGUUCAACUGCUCGUGGCUACAGGAGGUCGAAGCCGGUGCCGUGGGGAUGGGCGGGCAACUGCCAGGCCGGCUCGGCUCCAUGCUGCCUCGCAACAUGUGGCACCUCAACCUCGAGCUGAACGCUAUCAGGGGCCCGAUCCCAGCGUCCAUCGGCGACAUCAUCAACAUGACGGUGAUUAACCUAUCAAGCAACCAGCUGAACGGGACGAUCCUUUUCUAA